AUGCAGGUCGUCUGGGUUGCUGGCUGCCGGCCGAGGCCCACCGGCAGCUCAUUGCAGAGGUGGUUGCCGCGUCCCGGCGGCUCUGAGGUCGGCGGCCUCUUCGUGUACAACCACAAGGGUGUUCUGCUCAUCUCGCGCAUCUAUCGGGACGAUGUCAACCGUAAUGCGGUCGACGCGUUCCGUGUCAACGUCAUCCACGCGAGACAGCAGAUCCGCUCGCCGGUCACGAACAUGGCCCGAACUUCCUCCUUCCACGUGAAACGCGGCAACGUUUGGGUGUGCGCGGUCAGCAGGCAAAAUGUGAACGCGGCCAUGGUUUUCGAGUUCCUCAACCGAUGUGCUGACACGAUGCAGUCCUUUUUCGGAAAGCUGAAUGAAGAAAACGUGAAGAACAACUGUGUGCUGAUCUAUGAGCUUCUCGACGAAAUCCUCGACUUCGGAUAUCCUCAAAACACCGAUCCCGGCGUGCUCAAUACCUUCAUCACCCAACAAGGCGUGCGCACAGCAGCACCGGUGCCCGUGACGAAAGAUGAGCAGUCGCAAAUCACCUGGCAAGUGACGGGGCAGAUCGAAUGGCGUCGCGAAGGGAUCAAGUACCGCCGGAAUGAGCUGCUCUUGGACGUCAUCGAAUACGUUAAUCUGCUCAUGAGUCAGCAAGGACAAGUCCUCUCCGCACACGUUGCUGGCAAAGUGGCGAUGAAGAGCUAUCUGUCUGGAAUGCCCGAAUGCAAAUUCGGCAUCAACGACAAGAUUAGGAUCGAGGGCAAGAAUCGAGCCGGCACUGAUGAUCCGAAUAAGGCGUCUCGAGCCGCUGUCGCCAUAGACGACUGCCAAUUCCAUCAAUGCGUCAAGCUGAACAAGUUCGACACGGAGCACGCGAUCUCGUUUAUUCCCCCGGAUGGCGAGUACGAGCUGAUGAGAUAUCGCACGACGAAAGACAUACAACUUCCAUUCCACGUUAUCCCCCUGUUCAGCGAGACGUCUAGGAACAUGAUGGAGGUCAAGGUUGUCCUCGAGUCCAACUUCAAGCCAUCAUUGCUCGCCCAGAAAAUCGAGCAAUGGAAUCGUCCGCCGGUCAGCAUGUACUUUGAGGUUCCCGUCGCCCCAUCCGGCCUCAAAGUGCGCUACCUGAAGGUGUUCGAGUCUAAGCGGAACUACUCGGACCACGACGUCAUCAAGUGGGUGCGAUACAUCGGCCGCUCCGGACUGUACGAGACCCGCUGC
Molecule: messenger RNA, 1224 nt
Organism: Mesorhabditis spiculigera
Lineage: Eukaryota; Metazoa; Nematoda; Chromadorea; Rhabditida; Rhabditidae
Source: the annotation of a GenBank genome assembly